AUGGCUGCUCGUACCGUCCCAGGCGCGGGCGCAGCCGACAAGCCAGCACCACGCCGCGUCGUACCCGGCGCUGCUCCUCCUGCCCCUUCCAAGUCUGGCAAAAAGCAAAAGGGUGGUGCCGCAAAGGACACUGCUGCUGCUGUCAAGAUUCCCGAUGCUACUUCGGCUGCGCUCAUCGAGAAGGCUCCCGAAGGCCCAAAGCAGGUUGCAAAUGGACUCAAGGUGACCCCUCAAGAUCUCGCAGAGCAGGCAGAAGCCCAGGCUGCUGUCGCUGCUGUCGAUGCUGUUCAAUCUUCGUCCGAGUCUGCCGUCGCCUCUACACCCGCCCAAAAGGUCAUCAGCGAUCGCAUUCACGAGCUGUCCAACAAGAGCAAAAACGCCACCAUCACUGUCGCGGUCGACGAGCUCAAGAGUUUGCUUCGCAAAGUCCAAAAAGUAGAGUCCGAGUCCCCUUCCCCCGCACCAAGCGCUUCCACCGACUCGGAUAGCAAGAGUCACCUCGUCCUACUGCUCCAGUUCCUUCACCUCUUCAACCUCUUCCAUCCCAACCCUGCCGGUCCAUCGACGUUUGCCCCUUCCCGCACCAUGCCUCCCGCGCUCGAAAUGUCGACAGGUCAAGAGGUGGCUGCUCUCGGAAAGGUGUACGACCAGCUUGCCAACGGACCUUUGGAAGGUGGCGGAGGAGACGCUCUCGAGAUCCUUGCCAACAUCGAAGAGGGCUCCAGCGAGGAGGUUCUCCCGGACGUGACCUUUGCCACGCUCAAAUCCAUGAUCCUCAAGCUCACCGCUCCUCCCUCCGCAGCAAACAAGGAAAUCGAGUCGAAGGCCUCGGGUCUCGACGCUCCACCGCAGGACUUUGUGCCCAUCGACAAGCAAUCCCCGAGUUCAGCACCCGUUUCCUUCAUUCAGGCCAGCGAGAUCCUCGAUCAAUCCACAAAGGAGCCCGAAGGAGGUCAGCCUUCGAGUGUGCCCGCUACAGGUGAUACCGAGACGAAGAAGGGAAAGCAGGGUGGAGCUGGGAUCGUGCUUGGCGACAAAGAAGCCACCUCGAGCAAAGCAGACGGAACGGCUGCCUCGGCUGUCGAGGAGCCCAUCAACACGACGGUCAAGAGCUCGAGCGGGCCCACCACAACCGAGCCCAAGCUCAACUGGGCAGCAAUGGCUGAAGAGGACGAUGACGAUCUCGGCGACGCACCCGUGUUUGAGCCUCUCCCUUCCAGCACCACUUCUGCAUUGGUCACCCCUGCUCCAGGGACGCCAACCGCCGUAGAGCCCGAGCAGACAGCCGCCCCCGUCCAGCCCGCAACCGCGACUCCCACAGCCAAAGCUGACGACGCACCGCUGUCACCAAAGCCCAAGAAGGGCAAGCAGAACAACGGCACCAAGAGCAACGCCGGCGGUCGCCAAACCAACGGCAACGGUAACGCCAAAGCUGCGGUACCACCACCGACACCCAAGGGACCCAAGGUGGACGAAGACGGCUUCAUUCUUCAGGAGAGCAAAAAGACAAAGUACUUGCAACAGAAGCAGCAGCAGCAACAAGGGCAACGAGGCGGUAGCGGUGGUGGACGUGGAAGCGGAAAGGGUGCUGCGAGUGGAGGCCGAGGUGGAAAGCAGCCCAACGCCGGAGGCAACCGAGGGGAGAGGAGAAGCGGUGAACCGAGGUCAGGCACAGCUGCUGCCGCGCCGCAAUAG
Molecule: messenger RNA, 1695 nt
Organism: Kalmanozyma brasiliensis GHG001
Lineage: Eukaryota; Fungi; Basidiomycota; Ustilaginomycetes; Ustilaginales
Exons: 1
Coding region: 1-1695 (564 amino acids)
Source: RefSeq, a predicted model, not a curated record